GUACGAUAUGAAGAACGUGACUACUCCGACAACGAUUGGUAAGUUUGUCUUGUUGCUGCAAGCUGCGACAAUUCUUUCAAAGGAUUGCACGAGACAUGAUGCGCUCGUCAGGAGACAACUGACAGCAAUACACGUGGAGUUGAGGGAUGUCGGGUGAUGUAAUGCAAAACAUUGCAUAAGUUCUGACAAAGUCGUCGUUCAAAAUUUGGAUAACAAUAAGUGAAAUUUGCCUUUGCACUUAACGCAAUGAAUCGAGUCUCUUUUGCAGAGCAAUUUUACAAAGAGGGCAAUUAUGAAAAAGCGUUUGAAAUAUAUGAUGCUUUGCUUCAUGAGGAUUCAACUCAUUCAAGUCGUUUGAAUAUGAUACUGGGUAAAGCAUCUUGUCAAAUGGCUCUUUAUCUUUGGCAAGACUGCUUUGAAAGCCUUUUUAACGCUUUUAAUAGUCAGCAUUGGUGUUCGUCUUUUCUGGAGACUUUCAUUGAGAAUUUAACUUCGACGUUAAGGCGUACACUCGGUGAACAUGAUGCUGAAAAUGAACAGACUUGUUUGUUAGAUGAACAUUUGAUCUGCGAAAACUGCAAAGAAAUCUAUUAUUAUCCAGUUACAAUGCCCUGUGGUCAAACAUACUGUCGUAAAUGUUGCUUGAAAAAUAAAAAGUACUUGUCGGCCCCGAAUGUAAAUCGUAGGAGUCAAAAAGAAGGAAAUGCAGUAAACACUGUUCUUACAAACAUUAUUGAUAAGUAUCUUCCAAACAAGGUGAAGGCUAUGCAACUGAGAUGUGAAGGAAAUGAUUUUGUUAAAGAAAAAAAGUAUAAAGAUGCUUCGAAAAAAUAUUCCCAAGCAUUAGAACUUGAUCCAUUGAACUAUUUUCUCCUUGGCAAUUUAUCACAUGUUUACUCAGCAAUAGAUGAAUAUAAAACUGCACUUGAUUAUGCUGAGAAAGCUUGCAAAAUUCAACCAAAUUGGAUUAAGGGUUUUUACAGAAAAGGUCAAGCUAAUGUUGGUCUAAAAAAAUAUCCGCAAGCAGCUGUAGCUUACAUCAGGGUUCUUCUUGUUGAACCAGAAAAUGAUUUGGCGCGUCAGGCUCUUUACAAGGUCUUGAUUGAAAUCCUUGGAAAUAUCCAAAAUGGUGUUGGAGGAAAAAUGAUCAGUGAGAUGGCUGCGUUGCUUUAUAAUUUUGAUCUUGAAAAUAAUGGCAAAGAUGGUUACAAGAAUGUUCUUGUUGAAGAAGUUAAUUCCAUAUUAUCGAAAAAGAUUGAAAUUACUGAUGUUGAAUGUUCUCUCUGCUGCAGGAUGUUUUACAACCCCAUAACGUGUUCUUGUGGUCACACAUUUUGUCAAUGGUGUCUAAAUCGAUGUCUUGAUCACAAUGCCGUAUGUCCUGUCUGCAGAUGUGUCAUAAGUAAUUAUAUCAACAUUGAAAAUCAGAAUGUCACGAAAAGUAUAACUGCUAUAUGCAUGAAGUACUUAGGAGAAGAAUUUCAGAAAAGAAAAUUACAACACGAAGAGGAAGUUGAAAAACUUGCAAACAUUGCCUUCGAUACUGGUGACGAGGUUCCUAUCUUUGUUUGCACUAUAGCCCUUCCCACAAUUCCUUGCCCUUUAUGCAUAUUUGAACCACGUUAUCGCCUAAUGGUACGUGAAUCCAUGGAAUCUGGUUCAAGACAAUUUGGAAUGUGUUGUCCUUGGGAUGAUGGCAGUUUUUCUGAUUAUGGUGUUAUGCUGAAAAUUGAAGAAUUUACUCUUCUAUCUGAUGGACGAUCUCUUAUUAAAACCGUUGGUGGAAGACGCUUUAAGGUAUUAAGCCGUGGAAAGAAACAUGGCUAUAAUACAGCAAAAGUUGAAUGGCUGAAAGAUGAAAUAAUACCCGAAGAGGAUAUUGAGACACUCAAAGAGCGUCAACAGAUUCUCUACGAUAAAGUCAUUGCAUGGUUUUUGUCAUUGGACGUAAUUACCAAGAUGCGUUUGUUCAAUGAGAUUGGAAUCCAGCAUCUACCUGUCUGUGAUAGCAACAAUAUAGGGGAUCGUAAUGGACCCAAAUGGAUCUGGUGGUCGGUCAAUGUCCUGCCCGUGCACCCUGUGACCAAAGUUGAUAUUAUAUCCAUGACGGAUGUACGUCAACGUUUGAAUGUAAUUGAAGAGUUUUUUUCUUAAUGAACAAUGCAAGAACCAGUUGAAAGCAUAAGGAAAACCAUUUAAUCAAUUUAUUAUGAAGCAGUUUCGGAGCCGUCAAUAUGUAGAAAUGUAACAUUAAAAAUUUACAGUUCGUAUUAUUGUGAAAAUACGCAGGCCAACGAGUAUAUAUUAUUAUAUUAAUGUUUGCUUGCGCCAGAACUACAUAAGCCUUCGACUGAGAAACAUCUUGUCUAAAAAGUCUAUUUUCUCUAUCCUAUGGUGAGAUAGUCACUGCCUACACAAUGCUCAUCAGUUGCCACAUUGGGUCAAUUUAAGAUUUAAUGUCUAAGAAAUAGAAUUAUAUAUGUAAAGAUUUCUAUACACUAUACUUAUCAUACUGCCAAUAUUAAAGAUUAAAUUUAUAAAAAAUUAAAA
Xenia sp. Carnegie-2017 is the source of this 2550-nucleotide messenger RNA. RefSeq names its product LON peptidase N-terminal domain and RING finger protein 3-like. The transcript has 13 exons. Lineage: Eukaryota; Metazoa; Cnidaria; Anthozoa; Malacalcyonacea; Xeniidae. The record is from RefSeq and is a predicted model, not a curated record. Gene Ontology annotation, molecular function: protein binding. The coding region runs from base 247 to 2154 and encodes 635 amino acids.